GGCUUUGCCCAACGCCUGCAGAUAGUGGGCACCGAGAGACCACACUCCUGCCUGCCUGAGCCCUCCCUUCCACAUCUUCCUCUCGCCAUCCCUGCUGUCCCCUGGAGGAGGUCCUGAGAGCCCACGGCCAGGGAGAUCACUGUGUUGUGACAUCAAUCAAGGCCAAGAAGGAGGAAGGAGAGGCCCACGGCCAGGCUGCAACCUGUCCAGGAGCACCCACCUCAGCCUCUUCUGCCGGAGGAUUCUCUGGCACCAUGGUUGUGCAGGGCAGUGUGGACACCAGGGACAUCAGGGUGGGCGUGCGGCUGGAGCCCUUCCUGCAUCAGGUCGGAGGGCACCUGAGCGUGAUGAAGUACGACGAGCACACGGUGUGCAAACCCCUCAUCUCCCAGGAGCAGAGAUUCUACGAAUCCCUGCCGCUGGCCAUGAAGCGGUUCACCCCACAGUACAAAGGUACCAUCACAGUGCAUCUCCGGAGAGACAGCAGGGGCCAUCUCAGCCUGGUCGCCCCCCCACUGAAGGAGAACCGGGAGCCCUUCAAGGUCUCCCCAGAUUCUGCAGCAGUGGCCAUCUGGCAGACACUUCAGCAGACCACCAGUGGCGGUGGCUCCCAGCCCCUGGCCCAGCUGGCGCACUCCCUCAAGGAGAGCCCCGCCAAGGCGCUCCUGAGGCCUGAGUUCCACCUCAACACCCAAGUCUCCUCACUGGUGCAAGAUUCUAAUGGAAACCAGGUUGAGAGGCGGGGCUUCAACCCAUGGGGCCUGCACUGCCACCAGGCCCAUCUGACCCGCCUGUGUGCUGAGUACCCAGAAGACAAGUGUCACCGGUUCUUGCUGCUGGAAAACGUAGUGUCACAGUACACACAUCCCUGUAUCCUGGACCUGAAGAUGGGGACCCGGCAGCACGGAGACGAUGCAUCCGAGGAGAAGAAGGCCCGUCACAUGAGGAAGUGUGCACAGAGCACCUCGGCCUGCCUGGGCGUGCGCAUCUGCGGCAUGCAGGUUUAUCAAACGGAUAAGAAGCACUUUCUCUGCAAAGACAAGUACUAUGGAAGAAAGCUCUCAGUGGAGGGCUUCAGACAAAGCCUUUACCAAUUCCUGCACAACGGAACCCGUCUCCGGACAGAGCUCUUGGAACCCAUCCUGCACCAGCUCCAGGCCCUCCUCUCCGUCAUCCGGAGCCAGAGCUCAUACCGGUUCUAUUCCAGCUCUCUCCUUAUCAUCUACGAUGGGCAGGAGCUCCCAGAAAGAACCCCAGGUGGCCUGCAGCCUCAGGAAGCUCCUCAGAAGGCCCGUGGCAGUGCUCCAGGAGGUCUGGCCAAAGUUGACAUUCGGAUGAUCGACUUUGCCCACACGACAUACAAGGGCUCCUGGGAUGAGCAGACCACCUACGAUGGACCAGAUCCUGGCUAUAUUUUUGGCCUGGAAAACCUCAUUGGGAUUCUGCAGGAUAUCCAGGAGGGAGAAUGAAACUUCUUGGCACGAUCUGGAAUUUUCUGGGCUACAGAUUUUGAAAAGGGACCUAUUGGUAGCUAGGAUAGGGUAGAUACCCCUUAGAUGUCUUUUCUAAUAAUCAGAUCUACCUUCAAAGGCCAUCUCUAUACAUGGCAGACUAUAUUAACCGUUGCUAAAGAAAUACGCCCCGGAGGCAAUUCCACAUGCCGGGCACCUCCUGUAAUGCUGGUCGUCUGUCGGCAGCACCGAGCAGGAGCAACAGAAGCAGAGGCCAGCACUGCAGUGAGUCUGGAGCAUUUGCAUCUACAAAUGCUUUCUUGUCAUGCUGCAGUCCUCCUGGCUGUGAGAGAAAAAAAAAAAAAAAAAAAAAAAAAAACCCUCCUGGAAGAAGUCUUGAAGAAUGAGUUCCCAAGUUCAAGGAUUUUUCUGCCUGUGUGAGCUGCCGGCUCCACGGGCACACAGAGCCAACCAGUGCCUCUUACCUUCCUAGAGGAGUGGGUAUGGGUGAGACCCACUUGCCUGUCUCACCUGCUCUAUACCCAGGUUCUCAAUGACAAGGACACAGGCUGGGGGUGCACCCUGAUUGUCGAGAGUGUGCCUCACAUGCACAAGGCCGUAGGUUUGGAUCCCCAGCACCAAGAUAAUAAUAAUCUAAAUAAAUGGACAAGGACACGCCCAGGCAUGAGCACUAGUAAACCAAGACCUUGCCUCUCCAUUUUUGCCUAUGGAGAGAAAGGUCUCUUUAUAGAUUUCCCACUGCCUACGGGAGAUGAAAACUCUGCCACAUUCUGACCACAAAAUGACUGUGACCAUGAAAUGCAACUUCCGGUGGGGGUGGAAUGCACGUGAGGAGGAACUCCUGGUGUCAAACUCUACUCUCUGCUUUCUGUUUAUUUAUUUGGGAAGGUGGGGGUGGGGGAGUCCAAAGAAAAGAACCUAGAGGACCGAGGAAACCAGGGCAAUGUUUACAAGACUGGUGGACAAGUGUAAAUAGAAAAUAAGAGCAAACAGUUCUAAUUAAUUCCUUCUUCUGCAGUGUGGGAACCUAUUACAAUGCCCUUGGGUCAAGCGCUGCGAUACGUUCCCCAAUUAGGGAAAUAAAUUUGUUAAUAAAAUUGCUGAGGUCACCAGUGAUUAUUGGUGGGCCUUAUUACCCUUUCUGUUUGUUUAUUCUGAUCAGCACACUGUAUGGCAGUUCCAAUUUAUGAGCGACUAGAGUAUACAGCAAGAAUAGCUCCCUGAUUUCCUGCAAUCC
Molecule: messenger RNA, 2709 nt
Organism: Marmota monax (woodchuck)
Lineage: Eukaryota; Metazoa; Chordata; Mammalia; Rodentia; Sciuridae
Gene: Ip6k3
Product: inositol hexakisphosphate kinase 3
Exons: 6
Coding region: 255-1469 (404 amino acids)
Biological process (GO): phosphatidylinositol phosphate biosynthetic process; inositol phosphate biosynthetic process
Cellular component (GO): cytoplasm; nucleus
Molecular function (GO): inositol hexakisphosphate kinase activity
Source: RefSeq, a predicted model, not a curated record